AUGGAGGAUGUUGUCUUUACUCUCAACAACAUUCUUGAUGAUAUUACUCGCAUGUAUGCUGAUUCUACUGACUCCAACCACGCGCACUCUGUUAAUUCACCCAGGGUGACGAUGUGUGACCCCCGGGUUGGCUCAAAUGGGGAUCGAUUCGACGAGAAGAUGAACUCCCUAACGCCACCAGACUCUUCAAGACCCCCUCUGAGUAUAAGAAGUGGUGGAGGCUCGGACUCAGAGGACAACCUCAGUCUCUGCUCGGAUAGUCUCGAGUCCUCUCCUACCUCGUCUGGAUUUACGACACCCUCCUUGUCUCCUUCGUCACUCACAUUCGUCACCGACAAGGACACUGUGCAUUUGGAUCAGGCCCCGAGCUUUCCUCUCGCUGAAGCUAACAAAGGUUUGCCACUCGUAACUCCUGGAAAUAUCCUUUCUAGGCCCACUACGCAAGAGCAUUCUUCCCAAGCGGACAGUGAACUGGAGGUACUAGAGACUGAUCCGUCCGAGGUGGCUCCUAUUUUGGCCCUGGAAGUAUCAAAUAUCGGACUAGAGUUCAACUAUAACAAAAAGUCAUGCUUGUGGACUCCUUGCGUGUCUGAUGGUAGUCCAUCUCCUAGCUUGAGCUUUUCGCAGUCUUCAAGACAGCAUGAUGCAGGAAUAAUAUAUCAAACAUGCACAAGGCCCAUGACUCCUGUCACUACUCCUAGAGAUCACAUGCCAGGCGUAUCUCCACCUCAUCUAGCUAAAGCGCCCCGACUCCCACCCCGAUCUCUGCACCCGCGUGAACCCCCGCCACACCUUCCAGCCCUAAGAUCGCAUACACUGCAAUCUGCCCCCAAGCUCCACCAAAACGAAGACUGGAACACGGACUCACGAACGGGCCGAGUCGAGCUCGGGGGUGCCGACCACCUGAUGCGACAGCGUGAAUGGGCAAGGCUGACGAUUACACACGCCUCAUCGCUCGCUGAGCCUAAAGACUUGCCGCCCUACCGGCCCGUGGACAAGUACCUCGCAUGGGGCUCCUACUCGUCCUGUUCGGUCAGUCCUCCGCGCAAACGUAUCCUGGGAGCUAUGGGCCGCCGAGUGCAUAUUGGACCCAGGAUGUUGCCGCGUGGAGACUGGGAUCCUGAGCGCAGAGGAGGUGCUAUUGAUCGCUGGAAUAAUAGGGAGAUUAUGCGCAGGGAGCGUAUGCGGACCUAUGAGGCCGAGCAAGAGCCCAAGCGAGACACUGGAUGUCAGCCCGAGCAAGGAGUGGAACGAGAGGGCAAUGCACCCGCACACUUACUUUCUCAAAGCCGUUUCGUUGAACGAGAGAACGAAGGGGAGAAGGGAAACGAAGGCAAAGCAAUGGAACACGAUGAGAUGCGGUUGUGCGUCAAGAAUGGAAAACGUGUUGCGUCCGGUUCGUUGGAUGAAGCGCUUGCUUCUGGCUCUCGGUCUUUAUCCGAAGGUUCAACGAGUACUGUAUCUUUGCCCGUUUCCGACUCUCUUGUGGACGCCGACUCGGAUACGAUGCGCUGUGGACCCGAUAUUGAUGCGGCAAAUCCUUUGACUGAAGGGGUGCCUGCGGCUCCGGUACAUCUUGACACUGAACUCCCAUAUAUUCCCAAAAAGAAAUCUCCACUCCGCAAGUUCUUGUUGCCUACUUCACCCACUACAGCAAAGUUUCAGCUAUGGACUCCGGGAGACAGUUUGAACGUUGGUAGGGCACGGAGAAAGUUUGCGUCGAUGAUGUUUUGA
Rhizoctonia solani is the source of this 1734-nucleotide messenger RNA. RefSeq lists its product as uncharacterized. NCBI's taxonomy places the organism in Eukaryota, Fungi, Basidiomycota, Agaricomycetes, Cantharellales, Ceratobasidiaceae. The record is from RefSeq and is a predicted model, not a curated record. Bases 1 to 1734 code for a protein of 577 amino acids. The transcript has 5 exons.